AUGAAGUGGCAGACGAUAGCAAAGGUAGUGCUAUGGCUGCCUGUGGGUAUCACGGUGAACGCACUGGGCGUGAGUCUUGCAAGUGUUAAAGGUCGUUCGAUGCAGCCAACACUUAACGAUGGAUUGACACAGGAUGCGGUGCGUGAUCGUGUGCUGCUGGACAAAUUCUCGGUGCAGAUGCGCCAUCGCUAUAGGCGGGGCGACGUGGUUGUGCUGGAGUCUCCCAUGGUGGCAGGCCAAUACCUGAUUAAACGGCUUCUAGGGUUAGAGGGAGAUCUGAUGACAGAUCGCCGUGGACGACGUUGUAUCGUGCCUCCUGGCAAGUGCUGGGUAGAGGGUGAUAACUCGACGUUUAGUGAUGACAGCGAUUCGUAUGGGCCCGUGCCGCUUGCACUCAUUGAUUCGCGCGUACUAGCAGUUGUGUGGCCACCUCGUGCGAUGAAAAUUGUACGUGGAAAGCUACCGGAUCGAGUUAAAAAUAUAUCGAGAAAGUAUGGACAAGAGUAG
This is a messenger RNA of Peronospora belbahrii, 507 nucleotides long. Lineage: Eukaryota; Oomycota; Peronosporomycetes; Peronosporales; Peronosporaceae. The record is from the annotation of a GenBank genome assembly.